Fraxinus pennsylvanica is the source of this 2208-nucleotide messenger RNA. The record is from the annotation of a GenBank genome assembly. NCBI's taxonomy places the organism in Eukaryota, Viridiplantae, Streptophyta, Magnoliopsida, Lamiales, Oleaceae.
AUGUCAUUCUCAGAUAUGGAUCGACAAAAAUCAGAUAAUGAGUCGGCAGCCGCAGCAGACGUGGUAGUCCUCGUUAAUAGGAAUGGAGCGGUCAAUGCUGGAAAUCACCUUCUGGAUGUUAAUCAUUCAACGGCGUCUUCUCCGUUGGACAACAGAGUAAUUGGACUAAAAGAAAACCUAGUACUUGCUUUCAAGACGUUGGGUGUUGUCUUUGGCGGGCUGGUUACAUCACCACUUUAUGUUUAUCCAUCAAUGCCAUUGAAAUCUCCCACUGAAGAUGAUUACUUGGGAAUAUAUAGCAUAAUGUUCUGGACUCUUAGCUUGAUUGGUGUUGUCAAAUAUGCUAGCAUUGCUCUCAAAGCCGAUGAUCAGGGUGAAGGUGGAACCUUCGCCCUUUACUCACUACUUUGUAGGCAUAUAAAUAUUGGCAUUCAUACUUCCAAACAGAUGGAGUCAAAUUCAAGCCUCUUAUCUACCAAUCCGUUUGGGGAAUCUGAUAGGCAGAGUAGGCUUGGUAAAUUUUUUGAGAGAAGCUUGGUUUCUAGAAGGGUGUUGCUCUUUGUUGCAAUUUUGGGGAUGAGCAUGCUAAUCGGUGAUGGCAUACUUACUCCUGCAAUAUCAGUGUUGUCAGCAAUGGAUGGCAUUAGAGCACCUUUUCCCUCAGUCAGCAAAACAUGGGUUGAAGCCCUUUCAGCAUUUACUCUAAUUCUUCUGUUCCUGCUCCAGAGGUUUGGGACCUCACGAGUGAGUUUCCUUUUUUCCCCUAUCAUGGGAGCAUGGACUUUGUUUACUCCUAUGGUGGGAAUAUAUAGCAUCAUAAAGCAUUACCCCAGCAUAUUUAAGGCUAUAUCACCCCAUUACCUCUUCAGUUACUUCUUGAGAAAUGGAAAAGAAGGCUGGCUAGCCCUUGGUGGUACUGUCCUUUGUAUUACAGGCUCUGAAGCAAUGUUUGCUGAUCUUGGUCAUUUCAACAGGAGUUCCAUUCAGAUAGCAUUUCUCUUUGCCAUAUAUCCUUCACUGGUGUUAACAUAUGCUGGACAGACUGCUUACUUGAUUAGACAUCCAAAUGAUCAUGAUGAUGGGUUUUACAAAUUUAUACCAUCAGCAGUGUACUGGCCUUUAUUUGCCAUAGCCACACUGGCAGCAAUAGUUGCAAGUCAGUCUUUAAUUUCUGCCACUUUCUCUGUGAUCAAACAAUCUGUGGUACUAGAUUAUUUUCCUCGUGUCAAGGUAGUCCACACAUCCCCUAGCAAAGAAGGAGAAGUUUACUCCCCAGAAGUCAAUUUCAUUCUCAUGAUCUUAUGUGUUGCUGUAAUACUGAUAUUUGGAGAUGGAAAAGAUAUUGGAAAUGCAUUUGGUGUUGUUGUAAGCAUGGUAAUGCUUAUCACCACUAUUUUGCUGACACUAGUGAUGAUUAUUAUAUGGAGAACUCCGCCAAUUCUUACUGCUCUUUACUUCAUCACAUUUUUUGUGAUGGAAGGUGUCUACGUGAGUGCUGUUUUUACGAAGAUACCAGAAGGUGGAUGGAUUCCCUUUGCCAUAUCUUUUAUCCUUGCUUUCAUAAUGUUUGGUUGGUUCUAUGGAAGGCAGAGAAAGAUUGAAUAUGAGGUAACACAUAAGAUAGACUUGGACAGGCUUAAUUUGCUGCUUUCAGAUCCUGGGGUCCAUAGGGUUCCAGGACUUUGCUUCUUCUAUACCAACAUUCAAGAUGGGCUAUCGCCGAUUCUGGGUCACUAUAUAAAGAAUAUGAAAUCUCUCCACAAAGUUACAAUUUUCACCACUCUUCGGUAUUUGUUGGUUCCUAAAGUUGCACCACAUGAAAGGAUCGUUGUCAAGAAAUUGGGGCUCAAGGGGAUGUAUAGGUGUAUAAUGCAGUAUGGCUAUGCAGAUUCGCUAUGUCUUGAAGGAUAUGACUUUGUUACUCAAGUCACUGAUGUCUUACGAGAUCAUAUAAGCAACUGUCCAGAUGAAGAAGCUCUUAUUUCCUCAGAUGAUGAUGAAAUUUCUGAUUUGGAGGACGCAAAGCUUGCAGGCGUGGUUCAUGUUCAUGGGAAGACGAGGUUUCUCAUGGGUAAGAAGUGUAGCUGGUUUGACAGAAUUAUGCUUGCAUUCUAUGAAGUUUUACACAGUAAUUGUCGGCCUGCACUUCCUGCUUUGUGUGUGCCACCCCCACAGCGCAUCGAGGUUGGAAUGCUUUACGAAGCUUGA